AUGCUCGAGCCUCACGAUAGCCCAAUGAAGUGGCCAGGCACAGGCGGUGAAGAAGAGGCCGGAGAAGGUGGAUUGCAAGCGGCGCGCGCGUCUCAAAACCGCGCUCAGGACGACGCUGCCGUGCACUAUAUGUUCCAGCGAGAAAAUCAAGAAACCGAACUGUCCUUAGCUUCUAAACAACGGUGGGCCGUUGGUGAUGAUAAUAUUGCUGAGAAUCAAGAUAAAUGGAAACACCCUGCACCAAUGGCAAUGAAUAAUAUGCAACCUCAAGGACAGAUGGUGCCCUUAAAAAAUGCACAGGUUACCCCACAACAAUAUAUUAAUCAAAAUAUUGCAUCAUCAGUGGGGCCGCUGGCUAUCAAUCCAUCAGUUAUUGGUAGUCACCCACAUUUGACAACCAGCAUGGUUCACACUCAGAUGGCACCACUUCAAAAUCAUGCCUUGGGAAAUAAUCUUAUUCAAAAUAGUGCAAUGAUGUUACCACCAUUACAAGGCAUGCAAAAUGCUCCACAACUUGGACAACAAGGAAUAUAUGAUAUGCACCAACACCAUGCAAAUCCAAUUCAGGCAAUUAAUGGUAUAGGGAAAAAUGAACACAUGAUGUAUAUAAGCCAGGCUGGUAUGCUUGCCCCUGGAACUAAUCAAUUUCUCCAGCAAGGACAAAAUCAAUUAGGACUUGCACCAAUGCCAGCUGUCAGAAAUCAGAUUGCACCUGCUGCCAAAAAGCUAUGGGAUAAAGGCCCAGGUGCGGGAGGAGACAGCAAGGGUCCUCCUCAACUACCUCCUUUGCAGCUUAAUCCUGAACAAAUGUGGCGUGACUCCACCUGGUCUGCUCAGGUGGAACACAAUGUUGGUGUACCGAUGAUGGGUACACGACGCGGUGUAGCCUUUCCUGGUGGAGACGCGAGCAGCAUUCUGUCACCAAGGGACACAGCUGGCCUUGGAGUAAAGAUGGUUGAAUAUGUGCUGGGUGGAUCACCUACAGAAGCAGGUGGGGUUGCUUCCGGUGGCAACGAGAAAGUCGCUGGUGUAGUGUCGGGCCUGCGAGGCAUGGUCCUUGAAGAACGCAACGAGGAGAAAUCAGGAUCACCGUUUGACAAAGAUCUGCAUGAACUACAUGACCACGGGCAGUUGCCUAACGGCCUUCAUAAUGGCCAGGAAGACGACAAGGCUUUUAAUCGCACUCCGGGCUCUCGGCAGCCGUCUCCGGCCGAAGAAGACGGAGGGGUGGGCAUGAGCCAGAGCGUGGGGGUGCGAAACGGCGAGGCGGCCUUCCCGCUGCUGCCGCCGCACGCGAUGCCCGCGCACCAGCCGCAGCCACUGCACCAUUUGCCGCAUCUGCAGCACCCGCAGCAUCACCCAGGAAUGUUAGGUGUGGCUCCGCUCCAGGGUCUGCCCCAUCCACAACAUCCACAGAUACAUCCUGGCAUGACUCUGAAUGACUCCAUGAACCAACACAUUGAACUUGUUCUACAAAUGGAACAGCAUCCUCAAUUUGACAACAACAGCUUCGCAAAUACACAACAGUACGCUGGUGGCGUGGGCGUAGGGGGAGUAGGCGGUGGCGUGGGCGGAGCGGGGACAGGCGUGGGCGGUGGCGCCCUCGUCAACGGCGCUUCGGUCCAGCCCGCUCCUGACUCCUCGCAGCACCAUCAGCCCUUUGACGUACAGGAUGGACACCAGACCAGACAUGCGGCUAGUGGGGUAUCCUGA
Molecule: messenger RNA, 1713 nt
Organism: Pieris macdunnoughi
Lineage: Eukaryota; Metazoa; Arthropoda; Insecta; Lepidoptera; Pieridae
Source: the annotation of a GenBank genome assembly